AGCGGUUAGUUCGAGUUCGGCUGUCGACGGUUUGGUUGCUUGGUCCGAAACUGUGUCCCGUGAAAUAGAGGCUAAUUGGAGUUCAAGAACGUUGCAUUUAAUCAAAUACUUAAUUAUUCACUAGCAGAAUCGGCCACAAUGUUGGGAGUGCAUGGCUUUUUAGGGCAGACAGUGUGUGUAUCUGUGUUUUUAACUUGCACAAUUCUGGCGACUGCAGCGUUACCGGCCACCACCCCUCUACCUCAAACCACCCACAUUGUCAGCUACGUACACCAAGGGCGAGCCGGUUCUAAGGGUGGUGAAAUCAGUGAAUUCGAUUACGAGAGUGUUCACAGCGGGGACUAUAGACGUAGCGCAGCUAUACGUUCAACGGAGCGCUCAACACCCAUUUCCCAGUUAUAUGGAGCAUUUAUUGAGCAGUUGGAUAUGAGUUUAGAUAAUGGCUUCUCCCGAACUAAUACAACUCCAGUAAUUAGCAUUUCCACAACGGAAUCGGUGCGUCAAACAGAUGACUUACUUCUGACAAAACAAAAUACAUUGGAGAACGCAGAUGACGUUUUUGGUCGCAAUGAACAGCAUGAGUCUUCUAAACCUGUGACUAGCGAUAGUCAUCCUAAUGUUAGCGUCAAGGUGUGGAGUCGCCCGAAGCAAAGCAUUCCUGUUUUGGAGCCUGUGCGUCAUCUUCUGAAUACGGUACGCGAGCAGCACAACCAAACGGUACAUGCUGCCAGGCAGCAUCAUCAACUGUUGGGCUCAAUGAUGAGUGGACUGGCCGAACACAUGCCCGCGAAUGAGUCAUCUGCUAUAGAGACAGAGGAGGAUCGUGAGACCGCCAACGAGAGCACAGAAUUCAAGUUACUUGACUUUGCAGGUAGCCUUGUUGGUAUGCUAUGGGGCUUUUUUGGCAACCUGCAGCGCGCCUUCGCGGCUAGCAGUGGCAAUGCUCUUGCUUCCACCUCGUCCAGUUCUUCCGGUGGCCAGUAGGUAUAUUUCGGGAGCCCCUUAUAGAGGAUGAAAUUGACGUAAUUAACUGUGAUUAACCAAAACUUUCGGGUAUUAAACGCAAUAUGAAACAUACAGACAUAUACAUACAUACAUAUGUACAUAUAUUUUGCUCACUUAGUAUUAUUGAAACGAUAACGAAGUUAAUGUUAAUAAAAUUAACACCCCUUUUGUUGUAAUAAA
Molecule: messenger RNA, 1185 nt
Organism: Zeugodacus cucurbitae (melon fly)
Lineage: Eukaryota; Metazoa; Arthropoda; Insecta; Diptera; Tephritidae
Exons: 2
Coding region: 139-984 (281 amino acids)
Source: RefSeq, a predicted model, not a curated record